This is a messenger RNA of Podarcis muralis (Common wall lizard), 3069 nucleotides long. It is a transcript of the gene HTR6, whose product is annotated as 5-hydroxytryptamine receptor 6. NCBI's taxonomy places the organism in Eukaryota, Metazoa, Chordata, Lepidosauria, Squamata, Lacertidae. Gene Ontology annotation, biological process: positive regulation of MAPK cascade; adenylate cyclase-activating adrenergic receptor signaling pathway. Gene Ontology annotation, molecular function: G protein-coupled serotonin receptor activity. Gene Ontology annotation, cellular component: plasma membrane. The record is from RefSeq and is a predicted model, not a curated record.
GGUUGGCCACUGUCAGAAGAGGAUGUUGGACAAGGCAGGCUGCAGGCCUGAUCCAGCAGACUCCUGUUACAUUCCCUGCUUCUACAAAUAUUCCCAGGGAAUGACUCCAGGAUUCUGAAGAGUUUGGAAAAUGUUAACAAUUGUGUUUUGGGUUAUUUAAAAACAACAACAACAACAACCCAGUAACUGUUUCUAUGCUGCACUGGGCGAUUGGAGCCUUAACUGCCCAUGGAGGGAAAUAAACUCUGCCACACACACAAGUUGGCAUGUGGUUCUUGAAAACACCAGCUGCACACUCAGUGCUCCCUUCCCUCCCCACACCCAGCCAAAUCUUCAGGGUGAGAAAAUUCACAUCCUUUGUAGCAACGGAGCAGAGCUUUUGGCGAGAGAGAUAGAUGCAGGAGUGGUGGAGAGGCAUCGGCGGUGGUGCCAGCCAGCCGCAUUCACGGCAGCGGGGAGAAGAGAGAGCGUGCCUCCUUUCCGCUUUCUUCCGCACGCCAGGAGAAGAUCUGCAGGGAGCAAAAGUGGGGAGCCGUGGGGGUGGCAGAGAGCGCUUGGAGGAUUGUGGCUUCUACUGCUGCUCCCCUCCCCGACUUUCCCGGUUCGCCUCUUGAUGGCUCGGAGGCUGUUGAAUGAUUGAUGGGGGUCUCCCUCCUCGCGGAGGAACGCUGUGCAGCUCUGGCUCCAGGCAAAGAGUGGGAGGAAGGCGAGAGGAGGAGGAGAAGAGAAGCAAGGAAAGAGCGAAAAGGGCACCGAAUCCGUUUGCAUCCUCCGAAUGGCGAGCUGUCGGUGAUGAUCACCUAGCGCCAGCGUUCGGCCGAGCCGCAAACCCCCCCUUUCACCACGCUCUCCUGUCUUGUCAAUGGAAGGGGAGCUGGGGGGCAGCAACACCAGCGCGGCCGGUGGGGAAUAUUCCGUGCCGAGCGGCAGCGCUUGGACGGUUGCCUUCCUCGCCUUCAUCGUCCUCUUGACCAUGCUGGGCAACUUCUCCCUCAUUCUGCUGAUCUUCACCCAGCGGGCGCUCCGCAACACCUCCAACUACUUCCUGGUGUCUCUCUUCAUGUCUGACCUGAUGGUGGGCUCGGUGGUGAUGCCGCCGGCGUUGCUGAACCAGCACUACGGCCGCUGGGUGCUGGACGGCGCCUUCUGCUCCGUCUGGUUCGCCUUUGACGUGAUGUGCACCAGCGCCUCCAUCCUCAACCUGUGCGUCAUCAGCCUCGACCGCUACCUGCUCAUCAUCUCCCCGCUCAGGUACAAGCUGAGGAUGACGUCCUGCAGGGCUGUGCUGCUCAUCCUGGCCACCUGGACCUUAGCCGCCCUGGUCUCCUUCCUGCCCAUCGAGAUGGGCUGGCACAAGAUGGAGUUCGGCCCGCGGCCCUUCAACGCCACCCUCCAGGCCGAAGAAGAGGGGCAGUGCCGCGUGGCGGUCAGCCUGCCCUACGCCCUCAUCGCCUCGGGUCUGACCUUCUUCCUCCCAUCCGUCGCCAUCCUCUUCACCUACUGCCGCAUCCUGCUCGCUGCCCGGAAGCAGGCGCUGCAGGUGGCCUCUCUUACCAACAACGUGUCCAUCACAGCCGACGAACCAACUCAACAGGUCCACAGAGUUCACAGCCAAUCGACGGCCAUGAGUGACACCCGAAAAUUUGCCAACAAGCACAGCAAGAGAGCCCUGAAGGCCAGCCUAACUUUGGGCGUCCUUUUGGGGAUGUUUUUCGUGGCCUGGCUGCCCUUUUUCGUCUGUAACGUGGCCCAGGCAGUCUGCAAGUGCGUCUCGGAGGACUUCUUUGACACCCUGACCUGGCUGGGCUAUUGCAACAGCACCAUGAACCCAAUCAUCUACCCGCUCUUCAUGCGGGACUUCAAGAGGGCCAUGGCAAAGUACCUGCCUUGCUGCCGGGGGGCUUGGGACCGCCGUCCCAGCCCCAUCUCGCUCUCCAUGAGGAACUCAAACAGUGGUCCCCGGCCCGGCACGUCCCUCAAGAACGUCCUGGCGCUCCCGGGGGACACGGACUCGGCCGACUCCGUCACCCAAGUCCAUGACGACUGCGGUCAGCGCCUGGGGUCCCUCCCAGCCACGGGGGCCGAUUCGGUGAUGCUUUUCAACUUGGAGCAAGCCAUGGAGCAGGAGCUCCGUAUCCACCAUCUCAAUACCCCCAUGGACUGAGGACGGCCUGUCCGGGCUUCCCAGCUGCCCUAGACAUUCGCAAAGGACCUUGUGUGGUUCAACUAUGGAACUUGCUCCAUAGGAGGCAGGCGUGGCCAAUGACCGGGCUGGCUUUAAAAGAGGAUUGAACCAAUUUGUGAAGGAGGGUAAGGCAGCCGAUGGUUAUGAGCCACAGUGGCUGUUUUCCGCCUCCACGGUUGGAGGCAGUGAUGGUUCUGAAAAGCAGUUGCUGGAAGCCACCGGAGGGGAGAGUGUACUCUUGUGUUCAGAUCCGACUUGCUGGUUUCUCACAGUGGUUGGGCCUCUGGUUUGAUCCUGCAGGGCUGUUGUUCUUCAGAGCUCUAGGAAGAAGAAUCUGCUGCAGGCAGACAUGGUGUUGAGCUUGCAGUGGCAAACGGUCAGAUGCUCUCGACUCUGUGUGAGGCACAACAGCUAAGCAGAAGCACGGCAGAACGAGGGAACCAUCGAGAGAUGGAGUUUUUUGAGGGAGGAGGAUAUAAAGGCAGCAGGAAUGGGAGAUGCUUCUUGUUCAGCCGUAUUUUCAUGCAGACCUACCAGAGAUGUGCUUCUCAAACAAACGUGCAAACUGAAAUGCAGUGAAUUUUCCAAACUUGCAUCUCUCCGGAGUUUUGAAGCGGUUUCUCUCCAACCAAAGAUCGGGCGCACGAGUGUGCAGGCAUUAGCGUGAAGCGCAUGCAAAAACCCGUGUAUGUUUAGCUAAAGCAUACAGGAAUGGCAUUCCGUUAGGGGAGGCCGUUUGCAAAGAAGCAUCCAUUAGGAAAAACUGCAUUCAAAACAUUUUCUAUAUUAUUAAUUUAAACCACACACCAGAAAUGAGACUAAAAAUCAGGCUGGAGAGUGACAAAAUAAUCUGCAGGGGAUUUCAUCAAAACAAAGUAUGAGCA